AUGUCAUUGCUCGACAUUGAGCAAUUAAACCUUCGACUGGUGAUGCUGGAGACAGCAUAUGCCCGGCUUGAGGCCAGGUUUGAGGCCAGGUUUGAGGCCAGGUUUGAGGCCAGGUUUGAGGCCAGGUUUGAGGGCAGUGAGGCCACCACUGAACAGCCCGUCCGAGGUAACUCUCCUGAUGUGAACCGUUUGCAGCCGGUUGUUGGUGGCAACACCAUCCCACGCCCUUCCCCCCAAGGACAAUCUAACAGUUGGGUACUCUCAGCUGGGAGUGUUACUGCAGCCCUGGUAUUACAUUUUACCAGAGGUAACACCAAAGAAGCUCAGCUUCUUUACAGUGCCAUUGGCAGACUUGCUCGCCAGCUUGUACAGAUAACAAUGUCACGCUACCAUACAAAUGGUAUAGCUAUACCAUCGUGGGGUAGUCUUGCACCUAACCAGAGAAACAUUCUGGUUAGAAACCUUGAGGAGAGAGCAGCCAGAAGAAAUAUUGCUCUUGAUAGGUUUGAGAAUUCCUGGGUGUUUAUCUUUGUGCUUUCUCAGAGAUGGAGAACUGCUGUCUCCAGUGGAAGACAAGAUCCAACAAAUUUAACAAAAAAGGUAAUCUGCAUUGGCGGAAUUACAAAUGCUGUCAUUUCCUAUGGUGUGAUAAUAUUAAUUAACUACACUCGCCGUCACCUUGCUUAUGAUGCUUACAAAGCUGGCAUUGAUCUCAAGAUGGGUCGAAACUGCUCUGGACUGAUCCAAAAGUCAGUCAUGUCUGAAGGUGAAUCAGACGAUGAUAUGUCCCCCUCUCAGCCAAGAAAUGAGAUUCGUGUUGCUCGCCCAAGUUGGAGAAGUGACGAGCUUAACAAAUUCAUUACGGAGGUUGACUCAUUUGUUGUUAAGCAAUUGGGUGCAAAUUCCCGCCAACUGCUUAAGAGAGUUUAUGGUAGAACAGUGGAAUCAACAGUCCCAAUUGAUUUAGAUCCUGCUCUACCUCAAUGGGCUCUUAAAUAUGGGUCAUAA
This is a messenger RNA of Phycomyces blakesleeanus NRRL 1555(-), 1008 nucleotides long. RefSeq lists its product as hypothetical. The transcript is spliced from 6 exons. The record is from RefSeq and is a predicted model, not a curated record. Lineage: Eukaryota; Fungi; Mucoromycota; Mucoromycetes; Mucorales; Phycomycetaceae. Bases 1 to 1008 code for a protein of 335 amino acids.